Messenger RNA from Sycon ciliatum, 543 nucleotides. RefSeq lists its product as uncharacterized. The coding region runs from base 97 to 543 and encodes 148 amino acids. The record is from RefSeq and is a predicted model, not a curated record. NCBI's taxonomy places the organism in Eukaryota, Metazoa, Porifera, Calcarea, Leucosolenida, Sycettidae. The transcript has 4 exons.
UUUGGCCGGGCGUACCACCCAGAGCUAAAGGACAUCCGCUCCCACAUAGCCCUGGCUACCCAUAAGCUGCAGCAAUCUAGACUGGACCAGACUCAGAUGGCUCACAAGGUGAAGGCAUGGUCUGAGUCCCCCCGCCCACCUGCGCUUAUGCAGUUCCGGCCAUAUGUGCCAGAUUCAGAACCAUCAGAGUGCAGUGCUGCACCAGCUCUUUCCUUGGAAGCUGAAAGUGACUUGGAACCCAGUGAUGGAAGGUAUAAGGGCAGCGGCGGCGGUGAUGACGAACCGCUAGUGGAUCCCGUGCCAGCCUCUUCACGCCUCCUGGUAAUACACCAGGAGGUAUGGCAAAGAGAGCUUCUAGUAAAGUAUGGCGAGCUCGUUCUUAUGGACGCUACAUACCGCACAACGUGCUAUGACCUGGCCUUGUUUUUCCUGGUUGUGCACACUAAUACAGGCCACAUCGUUGUGGCAGUUGUCUUUUUGGGCUUGGCACCCUCAAAGAACAUGAGUCUUCUUUCACCUUUUUUAAGUCUUGCAAAGGAAUAG